AUGAACCAAAAGAACCCAAUCGAUGAGUCCGCUUGUUCUUCAGAUCAAUUGGUUUCAUUUUCAGGGCCGCCGUUGACGGACCAGCUUGAAAAUCUCAGCCUUUAUCAGACCACCCACUUUCCACCUCUUUCAUUCGAUCCAAACGCAGGAAACGGGUACCGGAGUUUCAGCAGCUUGAAUUUUGCAGCAGUUAAACAUGAACAAUGUCAAGUGGAUUUCGAUUCUGCUUACUGUACUGAUGUAGAAAAUGCAGCAAAUUCUUCUGAAGCAGAGUCUAACUUUUUAUUCCGACCUCUUUUUGAUUCUCUCAUAGAUUCACAGAAUCUCCCAAGGGAAGCCGCGUUCAGCUUGCCGGAGAACACCUUUUUCGCCGGGCAUAUGAGGAAGGUUUCCAGCACUGGCGACUUAGUGAAUAUGAGAAACGAGAGUGGCAACCAAAGGUCAAAUCCAAGCACAUUAACAGUAGAGAACUCGUUAAUGGAGGAAGCGCCGUUCAAAGUGGGGCGAUACAACCCAGAAGAGAGACAAGAGAGGAUUUCAAAGUACAGAGCAAAGCGUAAUCUAAGGAACUUCAACAAAACAAUUAAGUAUGCAUGCCGGAAAACACUGGCAGACAACCGUCCCCGUAUACGUGGCAGAUUCACCCGCAACGAUGAAAACGUGGACAUCCCCAAAGCAUCAUGGUUGCAUGAGGUGGAGGAUGAGAUAUUGUAG
Molecule: messenger RNA, 714 nt
Organism: Hibiscus syriacus
Lineage: Eukaryota; Viridiplantae; Streptophyta; Magnoliopsida; Malvales; Malvaceae
Product: zinc finger protein CONSTANS-LIKE 12-like
Exons: 4
Coding region: 1-714 (237 amino acids)
Biological process (GO): regulation of flower development
Cellular component (GO): nucleus
Molecular function (GO): protein binding
Source: RefSeq, a predicted model, not a curated record